Messenger RNA from Hypanus sabinus (Atlantic stingray), 2867 nucleotides. RefSeq names its product putative lysosomal acid lipase/cholesteryl ester hydrolase. Gene Ontology annotation, molecular function: hydrolase activity, acting on ester bonds. The transcript is spliced from 10 exons. NCBI's taxonomy places the organism in Eukaryota, Metazoa, Chordata, Chondrichthyes, Myliobatiformes, Dasyatidae. The record is from RefSeq and is a predicted model, not a curated record. The coding region runs from base 119 to 1309 and encodes 396 amino acids.
CGAGCGGGAGCGCGCCUCGCCCUGUUCCUUCCGUGUGUGACUGGGGCCGUUCUGAGUCCGGGCGCUCCGAUCCAUUCGCACGCACGCUGAGGAUUCGUCUCUUCCUUGUUGAGUGAAGAUGACCCUACAAUGCUUUGCACUGCUACUUCUAAUGCAAGUUGGAGGUGCUUUGCGGCACAAUAAAGUAGAUGUGGAUCCCGAAGCAUAUAUGGAUAUUUCCCAGCUGAUCUCCUACCGUGGUUAUCCCAGUGAAGAAUAUGAGGUGACGACUUCUGACGGCUAUAUCCUUUCAGUCAACAGAAUUCCCUAUGGAAUCAAUGACACUGUGGAAAGCAAAGGAUCUCGGCCAGUGGUAUUUCUGCAGCAUGGUUUACUGGCAGCUGGAAGCAACUGGGUCACAAACUUGGCCAACAACAGCCUGGGCUUUGUUCUAGCAGAUGCUGGUUAUGAUGUCUGGAUUGGAAAUAGUCGUGGAAACACCUGGUCCAGAAAGCACAGAAGUAUUCCAGUUUAUAAGGAUGCAUUCUGGAGAUUUAGCUUUGAUGAAAUGGCCACCAAAGACUUACCGGCAGUGCUAAACUUCAUCCUUGCAAAGACUGAACAAGAACAGUUGUACUAUGUUGGUCAUUCUCAGGGGACGACAAUUGGUUUCAUAGCCUUUUCUACAAUGCCAGAGCUUGCAAAGAAAAUUAAGUUAUUUUUUGGCCUGGCUCCUGUUGCGACAGUUCAUUAUGCUACGAGCCCACUGGUAAAACUUGGUCUUCUUCCAGAGUUUUUAAUCAAAGAUAUUUUUGGGAGACGGGAUUUCCUUCCACAGAACAAGAUAAUAAAGUGGCUUGCUACACACGUGUGUGACCAGUUCUUGAUUGAGGAGCUGUGUGGCAAUGUAUUCUUCAUAAUAAGUGGAUUCAAUACAAAGAAUCUUAACAUGAGCCGAAUUCCAGUCUAUUCAGCCCAUUGUCCAGCUGGAACAUCUGUACAAAAUAUUCUCCACUGGAGCCAGAAUAUAAAGACAGGAAGAUUUCAGGCUUUUGAUUGGGGUUCCGAUGAUGAGAAUAUGGCUCACUAUAAUGAGACAAUACCACCUCUAUACAACAUAAAAAAGAUGAAUGUUCCCACUGUUCUCUGGACUGGAGGUCAUGACUGGCUGGCUGAUCCCACCGACGUCACUAUGUUGCUACAUAAAUUGCCCAAGUUAAUUUACCAUAAGGAAAUCCCAGAUUGGGAACAUCUGGAUUUCAUCUGGGGCCUGGAUGCUCCAUCACGCAUGUACAGUGAAAUCCUCAAUCUCAUGAAAAAAUAUCGCUGAGUCUGGAACAACAUGCUGUAAACAUUUUUUAAAAGUAGAGUCAAUAUAUACUCCGGUUUGUGUUUUCUAGAUUUUCUCUUUCAGCUGCAUUACUGGGAUCAUUGAUGGUCUCAGGUAGUUCUUAAAAAUUAUGUACCAUAUUUUAAGUAAAGCUUCUAGACCUUCAGAUGGUUAUGGGAAAAUGUUGGGUCUGAUGUGAUUUGUCAUUGUUCACAUUAGCUUUACCACUGACAAGAAAAAAAACUGAUCAUGCCUAUAAUUACAACACAGCCAAGGUUUUCUAUUGAGUGUCUUGAUAAAGACUAAUUAGAUUAAAGACACCCUUUUUUAAAUUGAUUUUUAUUCUUGUGAAUGUUUUCUGCUCAGAGUGAGCACUUUUUUUUAAAGCAAUGCAGGCCUUGUAAUGGACUUCUGUCAUGAAGUAUGGAGCUCUAGUCAACAGAGCAGUGAUUAUACAGGGUAUUGAAGACAAUGAAUUCCUCAGUGUCCUUAAUUUCAGAAGUAAUUAAUGUAUCUGAUUCUUUUUCAGAUAAUCAUGAUAAUAAUGUGGAACACUAUCCACUGGAUUCUGUAUUUUGAUACUAAUACCACUAGUUUAAAUUUUCAACAAUAAUUUUAUUACUGAAUGCAGACUUUAUGAAAUAGAACUUAACUCAUUACCUGUGACAAUCUAUACCUCGUCAUUCAAGGUCAGAAAAUAGUUUAAUUAAAAGCUAGCUUUGUUUCAUUUAAAUACUUGGAUUCCACACAAAAAAAAACUUUGAAUGACCUGGUGUGGACUGUGCAAAUAUUGUGAUACAAAACUUGAAAGAACUCUUUACUGUGCGAGACUUUUUAUAUGGAAAUUAUUAUUAUAUAAAGCAAUAUUGUUGCUGUCUUGGGUGUAGUUUUAAUGUACUUUCAAUAGCAUAAUUUGAAUUUGUAACAUUUAAUGCAAGUCAGAUACUGAGCACAACUCCACCUGGUCCGGUAAACUGGAAUAAUGAGCGCAUCAUGCAGAGUGACAAUUCAUUGUUCCAUUAUGUACUGACCUUGCUAGUACAGGGUGGGAGUCCCUUUUCUCAUUUAAAAUGUUUGCAACAUAAAUUUGUAAAACUAGCCACAAAGUAACAACUUUCAUUUUCAUUUUCUUUAGUAAUGUCUGUGGAUUUGCUGUGAACCUGACAGCUUCUGGUACAUUGCAAUCAAUGUGUAUUUGUGUUAAUUCAGAACAAGCAGGGUUGAGGUAUCUGUCAGCAUUCAUAGCUGAAUUUCAGAACAGUAGAUAUAAGGUAGCGAUAAUCUGAACAUAAUUGUUAUGGUGCUUAAAGAUUGGAAUGCUGGUGGAUGAUGAUGCAAAACUUCUGAACUGCAGAAGAUAGUUGUAAUACUGUGAAAUCCAUCAAGUUUGCCUCUUGUUUUAUAGUGCCUGUCAUAUGUCUUGCUAUUACAAUGGAUCAAUUUCAAUAAAGAGUAAGCUACUAUGCUUUCACAUUAAUUAUAAAAUAUUGUGUCCACUUUUAAACAGACCUGAAUGGUAAACCAAUUGCAGUGCAUUUGGACUUUAAGGUACUAUAUG